This is a messenger RNA of Chilo suppressalis (striped riceborer), 3289 nucleotides long. NCBI's taxonomy places the organism in Eukaryota, Metazoa, Arthropoda, Insecta, Lepidoptera, Crambidae. The record is from the annotation of a GenBank genome assembly.
CGGCCGGACGGCAGUCGGCAUGCGGCGCGCGCGGAGCGUCACGGGGCCGCUGCGGCGCGCCCACCCCGCCUCGGGCGCUACCUGGAACGUCCAGGUUGUAAAAGGGAAGAUGAGUUCGCAAUGUUUAUGGCACGCCUGUAGAGCACUCUCCGCUGGCCUGUUGUUGAUGCUGCUAGGGGCAGCUAUGGCAGUCAUUGGAUACUACGCGGAUACGUUGUCUGUGGCGCAGGAAAUUCGCGGCAACGCUACGGUGUCGGUGAAGGACGAGGCGCGUGGGUUCCACCUGAACAAUCUCUCCUACGCAGGACCUAUUGUUAUGGGCUUUGGAGGCUUCAUCGUAGUUGCGGCUUGCGUGAUGACAUUCGAGGCCCGCGACAGCGCGGCCAAGGUCACACCCGCGCGGCCGCAAGCCCUGCCGCGCCCAAUACCUAGGCGGGGCCCGCCUUGCGCUGCGCCCGCGCGGCUCGACCAACUCGGUGUGUACCGUCUACCGCAUGUGCUACCGCUACCGCACGCCCUACCGCUUGCGCCCGCGUACAGGCACCGCCCUCUACCCGCCUCCAACAGAGGUGGCGAUGAGCGGGUGAAAGGGCGGGCGCGGUUCGGCUCCGCGCCUGACCUGCGCCUCGGUCACACGCGCGCCGUGUCUGCGAGUGCGCUGCGUCGUCCGCUGCGGCGGUACGCGCUGUCCGUCGACGAGCCACCACAGUCCGCCGUUAGCGCUAGCGCAGCAGAGUCAGAAUGCGGUUCGCAGUCUUCAUUGGCACUAGACUUGCACGGCAGCGGCGCGUGCGCAGGCGUCACCCUGCGGGUUCGCGACAACACGCGACGCCGACCCCUGGCGCGCCAGCAACGACUCCUCGAUGACACUGUGCAACCAAUCGUCAGAGAAAAUACCGGGAGCAUUAUCAAUGCAGACGAUUCAGGUUCUAUCCAAGGUCAAAGGUCCAAUAACGAUGGGAGUACUAAUGAUGGUGUAGAAAUGACUCGGCUAUCGUGUGAAAGCAGGGAAGGAGAAAUGCGCGCGAGCAGCGCCCCGCCGGCGGCCGCUCCCACCCCGCCGGUGGCCGCCCCCACCCCACCGCUCUCCCCACGGCUGGUAGUCACCCACUGCACGUUUACAACCCCCCAGUCUUCAGACACCUGCAUACUCAUAGAAGAAUCCACCUCUGAUGCCACAGAAGUUACACCCGAAGUCUGAGAACAAUUCGUCUCGGAAAUCCGAGACCACACCGACUCUUGUUGAUAUUUUGUAUCGAUUAUACAAAUUUUUAAUCACUCUUUACUAUACCGUUCGUGGGCUAUCACGGAAGGUCUUUUCGAUGUGUUAUCGAAAAAAACGACGACAAUUAUCUAUUUUUUAGACCCAAUGUUGUAAAUUAUUAGAGAGAUGUAAUAAGCAUGUUUAUAAAGUAGAAUAAAAUGUCUGAUGGAGUUCGCUGAAUUUUAUACAGAUACUUAUUAAAUUUUAGUUGAUUUAGAUGAUGGUAUAUACCAUACUAUUUGGAGAGUACUAACUAUUGUAGGAAACUGUAAGAUAUGUUAAUACAAUAUCUGAGUGUUCCAAAUCAUAACAUUAAAAUUAUCAGUUAUUUAACUUCAUAGGUAUAGUAACUUCAUGAUUGCAGGAUAGCGGAAAAAAAUAUUUCAGAUGUGUUCUCUUUUAGAGAUUAAGUACAUGCAGCACAUAUUUUCAAUGGCCUCUCUAGAUAUAAUUGCCUACAUAAUCAUUAAAUUGGCCCCUUAAAGUUGGAUUUUUAUAAAAAAUUUAGUGCUGCCGCUAAAAUCAAAUUAAAUAAUUCAGCCUACUAAAAUGUCUUAACAUGAGUUAACAGUCAGUUAUUUUAAUUGAAUUUUUGGGUUUUAUUUUCUUGUAAGCCCAUUUCUAAAUUAAAAAGACUGAUAAAAGCGAAUUUUGUAAAAAAUACAUAUUUUUUUCAUGUUUAAUGUAAACCAUUACACUAUGAUAAUAAAUUAAAUCACUACUUCAUCAAUAAAAUUAAAAUCUCCAGGCUCAGUAGAUGAAUUGGAUAUAUCAUUUAAAACACAUAUAAUUACAAAAUAGAAUCUGCUUAAUAUCGUCGCGCCAGGAGGAGUCAAAUAUAUAUCUAAAACUACAGAUUCAAUAUUCUUAACUAUUUAAAAGCUAUCGAGCUAAAACAUUCAUUUGGUGGCUAGUAACGUUACAAUACAAAUAAUAUAUUUUAGGGUGCAGGAACUACAAUUUCUUUAAAAACUUUAUAGCAUCAAGAAUCUGAAAUAAUAAUUAUACUUAGAAAUAUAUAUAUUAUUUAAACAUUACGUAAAACAAAACACUGGGAAAAAGCAACUGUUAUUUAUUUAUUAUUUUGGUUGUUUUCUGUUAUUUUGAAUAAAGUUGUGUUGGACUCACUAAACAAAAGCGAAACUAUUCCCAAGAGAAUUCUUGGAUCCUCAGAGAUCAUGGUUGGGGGAAUAAGCAAUAACAAAUACAUAGUGAAUUAACAUGUAGUCUUAUUAGAUAUUUAAUGAAUUCAUAAGCAGAUAAUACAAUCAAACAUUAUGUAUUAUAUAAAUGAACAGUGUCAGUCACAACAGUGUGUUUGUCAAGGUCUAGCAGGAAACUCCUUAUUAGUAUUCCAUCUUAAAAAUACGUUGUUUCUUAAAAUAUGGUCAUGUAUCAUUAAUAAUAUUAUAAUAUUUACAACCGUACAAAGGACAGUCUUUCUUAACUAAUUAAAAAAAUGUGAUAUAUUAAAGAGCGACGAAAUGAGAGUGUAAAUCGAAUGAAUAUAAUGUAAACUGUUGCACAUUUUGAUGAGAGGUGUUUAAAAUAUAGCUAGAAUAAGUGUUUUGUAAGCGAAUACUUAAAUGUCACAUUGUAAUAAUUUAAGUGUAGAAUUAAGUAGAUUGUUUGUGACAAUACCCGUUCCCCCAUUUCUUCAAUAAAUUCUGAAUACAGAACUAAAAUAAAAAAAAAAUGGCAAUGUAACACAAAGAAACUUUACUGAAGACAAAUUAGUAGCCAGCACGUAAAAUACAUUUUGAGCGUCAUAGCACACAUAUAAACUGCGAAAGGCAUCGAUACCGCCUCGCCUUAUGACUUGCCGUAAAACAGGCGUUCACCUAACGUAAGGGUGCGGCCAGAGUGCACUCAGAUUCAGACUCAGAUUCAGAUUUCGAAAACAAGCGCGAGAAAUAAACAGUGUAGUCGAAGGGUACGGCCAGAUUGCACUCCUGAUUCAGAUUCAGAUUCAGACUCAGAAAACAAAGCGCGAGAAAAAGCAGGCAACCUGCUUAGACUACACUG